AUCUGUCGAAAGCGCAACUCACCAAAAUGAUAACGCGCGUAACCGUUCCUAUAAUAUUAUUAAAGUUACUAGUUGAUUGCUUCGCGUUUUUCAAGAAAAAUAUACAAUAAGGUAACAUUUUUUUCAGUGUCCGUUGGAAUUGUUUCCAAAUAGGCAAACCAACAACAACAAAGGAGCACUUCCGGUUUCUGGAUGUAGCUGUCAAGCUCAUCACCCUUGUUUUGGACGACAAUCGCUGCAUCAGCAGCCCGUAUGUUGCUCUCAAAUAACAAAUAAGGGCAACGCAAGCCAUUAACCGCCCGCCGUUUCUCGAGAGUGAUCGGUGAAGCGGUUCCAGACGUUGUUAUUGCUAGCUAGCGGAUCGUAGUCGCGUUUUGUUUUUGUUUUUUUUUUGCUCUAGCCAGCUAGCUCUAGCUAAGCUAUGCGCUGAUGUUUGUCUCGCAAACAGCGCAGUUGACGUCUGUGUGAGCUGCUGCUUUUGACGCAAACUUUAGGAUGAGCGACGGAGAGGCGGUAUUCCAUGAGAAGCAACGCUUGGAGUUGUGCGCCAUCCACACGCUCAACAACGUGCUGCAGGAGCGGGUGUUCACCAAGGAGACGGCGGAUGACAUCUGCAAACGGCUGGCUCCUCAGUGUUUGGUGAACCCUCACAGGUCCAUGCUGGGCACCGGGAACUAUGACGUCAACGUCAUCAUGGCCGCCCUACACAGCAGGGAGCUGGCGGCCGUGUGGUGGGACAAACGCAGGGCGGUUGAGAGCAUUUGCAUCUCCAAGGUCCAGGGCUUCAUCCUGAACGUUCCUUCUCGCGUCUCGCUGGGCAUCGUGUCGCUGCCUCUGCGGCGGCGGCACUGGCUGGCCGUCCGCCAAGUCAACGGGCAGUACUACAACCUGGACUCCAAGCUGAAGAACCCCGUGUGCCUGGGUGGGGAAGCGGAACUACGCGCUUUCCUCAGCGAGCAGCUCUCUCAGGACGUGGCCGAGAUGCUCCUGGUGGUGCGGCGGGACGUGGAAGAGGACGGCUCCUGGCUGAACCCCCCCACCCCCCCUCCCCCCACCAGUAACGGAGCAAACGGUACGGCGUGAGAGAAACGGCAAAAACUAAAUCUAAAGUCUUCAGGGAGCACAAAGUGACAUGAACACGUCACCGGAGUCCAAAGAGAAGAGAAGACGGGAUGGUCGCCGCCUUGGGAGGGGUUAGGAGUCCUUUCCUGUUUCUACGCUACCUGCUAACCUUCUAUGCACCACACUUGUAUUUGCUAACACUGGCUGGACGCGUGUGCGAUGGUUGGAUUAUCACAGUCUUUGCACGUUUAAACUGAUUUCCUGGACGCGUUUCACCAGAUUAGGGCCAACUGUGAGUCACGGACGGUUUUGUUUUCAUCAAAAAAAGAGUGCAGUACUCGGCUGCAACCAACGGAGGCGCUGUCGGUGCUGGCUCAACCAGUUUGCAGCACUAGAAAUGGAAACAGGAGUUCAGAACGUUUUUUUUUUUUAAGAUAAAAUUGAAGGAAAAAUGGUUAGGACGGAAUGUGAAAGAUAAAUAGUACAUUUGAAUAUAUAAUAUUAUUGUUGUUAAUUAUUAUUAAUAUUAUGAAUAAUAUAAUAAAAAUAAAAUAAUAACAAUAGUGGAUUGGUAGAUGUUUGCACCAAAGAGAAUCUAAUCGACCCCAUGUAUAAUCACUUAGAAAUACUUCUAAAUACUUGAUAAUACAGGUCAAUACUCCACCAUUACUACUUUUUUUUUUUAAAGAUAAAAUUUAAGGAAAAAUGUUUAAGAAAUGUAGACGUUCUAUUUGUGGAACCUUGCCACGGAAUGUGAAAGAAUAAAUAGUACAUUUGAAUAUAUAAUAUUAUUGUUGUUAAUAAUUAUUAUUAAUAUUAUGAAUAAUAUAAUAAAAAUAAAAUAAUAAUAAUAGUGGAUUGGUAGAUGUUUGCACCAAAGAUAAUCUAAUCGACCCCAUGUAUAAUCACUUGUAAAUACUUCUAAAUACUUGAUAAUACAGGUCAAUACUCCACCAUUACUACUUUUUUUUUUUAAGAUAAAAUUUAAGGAAAAAUGUUUAGGAAAUGUAGACGUUCUAUUUGUGGAACCUUGCCAUGGAAUGUGAAAGAAUAAAUAAUACAUUUGCAAUAUAAUAAUAUUAUUAUUAUUAUUGUUAAUAAUAAUUAUUAAUAUGUAUAAUAAUAAUAAUAAUGGAUUGGUGGAUGUUUGCACCAAAGAGAAUCUAAUUGACCCCGAGUCUAAUCACUUCUAAAUACUAAAUACAGGUCAAUACUCCACCAUUACUACUUUUAUUGCAAAUAUUGAUCCAAAAUGAGAGGAAAAGGCCCACAUCAAGCUAGUUUGGAGAGGGCUGUACUGUACUAUGAUAUAUAUAUAUAUAUAUAUAUAUAUAUAU
Doryrhamphus excisus (bluestripe pipefish) is the source of this 2399-nucleotide messenger RNA. RefSeq names its product Josephin domain containing 2 (gene josd2). Gene Ontology annotation, molecular function: cysteine-type deubiquitinase activity. The record is from RefSeq and is a predicted model, not a curated record. NCBI's taxonomy places the organism in Eukaryota, Metazoa, Chordata, Actinopteri, Syngnathiformes, Syngnathidae. Gene Ontology annotation, biological process: protein deubiquitination.